GUAAACCCUAUUUCCCUCUUCACUCCACCUCACCUCACAGCUGAUCAAAUGUCAAGAAAAUGGAGUUUUGUUACGCAUUUUUUAAUUCAGAUUAGAAAAAGUUUCAAUAUGAAAUCGAAUAACACUAUUUUUAUAACCUGCCUGGGUUAGAAUGGAUAGCACAAGUCCAUUUCAGCCGUGGGCGUCUGACGAUAGUGCAAAAAACGUUAAAUCUGAAAGAGAACUAGUGGAUGACGCGAAACUUCAUCGGGAAAAUGUCAAUCAUCCAAAACAUAGGCAAACUGCGUCUUACGAUAAAGAAAGUGUCGCCGUUCCUAGCAACGCUCCAGGAUCUUCGGGCGCUACUGGCGCCAGCACCGAGCCCAUUAAGGGCAAAGAGUCUAAAAUGGACUCUAGCAAAAUAGCUUCCAUGCAACAAAUCGUCGAGAGCACCCUCAGUCAAGAGGGUCGGCAAAGAGUUGCACAGCUGCUGGAAGCAGUGGAAGCUUUGAGUGGUGCGGAGAGAUUACUACUGUACCUGCGUCUGCCAACCGGCGUGCCCCCACAUGACCCCUUAAAACAACCCAUCAAUCCAUUAGGCUCUAGGGCUGAACUUCAGCAAACUGUAACAUGGAUACAGACACAUUUAGAAGUUGACCCAGAUGUCUCAUUGCCCAAACAGGAUGUAUACGAUGAAUAUAUUGCGCAUUGCAUGAGCAGCAACAUGAAACCUCUGUCCACUGCUGACUUUGGCAAAGUGAUGAAGCAAGUGUAUCCAAGUGUGCGCCCUCGACGUCUCGGCACGCGCGGUAAUUCCAGGUACUGCUAUGCAGGUCUUCGAAAAAAGAUCAAGUUAGAAGUGCCACAGUUACCUGAUUUAGGAGAGUCAUCGAAGGAGCCAACGACUUCGUCACGAGAAACGGAAAGAAUUAUUUGCGACUGGGCGGAAACUAAAUUAGGUGUGAAGUUCGCGACGAUAUCGGAUCUGUCGCGGCACCUGACGUCGCCUCGCGCGCCGCUGGCGCCGCCCGGGCCGCACAGCGCGUCGCCGCCGCCGCUCGCGCAGCCACACGCAACGUCAGACGACGCUACCAGUCGACAACUAAUAAAGCACUUGAAACGCAAAAUGCAGGCUCACGGGACACCCGGGCGUCCGAAAAAGAACAAAAGCUUAGAAACGGCAGGUGAAUCUCCGCCUUCCACAUCCUACGUGGGUCUUCACCAGCCGCUCAAACACGAAAGCGAAAUCGUAGGCGAGCCCAGCUACGGGUACCAGCAUGCGUACGUGCCGCCGUACGACGUGCGCCCGCCCUUCCCGUACUCGGCGCCGCCGCGCGCGCACCCGCCGCACGCCGCGCACCCCCCGCACCCGCCGCACCCGCCGCACCCGCCCCUCGCGCCCGCCGUCAUGCACGACUACCGCUCCGAGUCCUACGUGUUCGAGCCGCCUUAUGCGCCGAGAGACCUCAGUCUGCCUCCUGAUGCGGCUCACAAUUUGCCCAUCAAUUUGAGCAGCGACGCUUGUGACGCUUCACUGGACCUCUCGACGGAGCGCACCGAAUGGCAAAGACGAAGACCUCCCGAACCACCCCCGACACGACUAGCUCUCCCAGGUAAGAAACAAAUAUUAGAGACGUACCAGAGCGAGACCCAAGCGAGUUCACCGCGCCCAAUGCCGCCGGAAACGCGCGUGGUGCCUCAGCCCACUGAAGAAUUUCCGCGAGCGGAGUACCUCCCUAAGAAAAUGAGAGCGGCCGAGAUCCUCGGCGGAAAGCUAGCAGCCGCGCGGCAGGCUUUCACCAGCACGGACGCAGCUUCGAGCUCGGUCCCGGUCGCGGAACCCCCUGUUCGUUCCGAGGGUGCUUUUUUAGAGGAUCCAAAAAACUCCACGAGCCGGUCCACAAGCACCGCCGCGGCGCUGGCCCGGGAGGAACAGGAGGCGGCGAGUCCCACGCGAUCGGUGAAGGCUCUGACGUCCGAGUCCGAACGCACCAAACUACGAAAAAGUAGCCGAACGAAGGGACCCUCGCCGGAUCGGGUGGGAUCGCCCGAGCGACCCACGACACCCGGUUCGUGUUGCGGUCUGGACGGGAUCAAUAUCAAAACUGGAAUGAUUUGUGAAGAGAAACAUUCGGAAAUUUUAAACAGGGAGCGUGUCAUCAGCAUUUGCAAUAUAGAUAAACACGCCUUGGACGAUUAUUUGAACGAGGGAAACAGUCAAGAGCACGAAGAAGAAUUGCUCCAAUACUUUCAUCCGAGGACGACACAGUCAGAGGCACCUGCAGAUCCCACCGCAACAGAUGCAGCUGCUUUUUUAGAAGCAUGCACGGAGCCACAAGACGAACUUAGUCAAGGUAAAAACGAAAAAAUAUCACAGUUGCGCGAAUUAUUAGCUAAAAAUCUUAAAAACCAAAGUGGGACCAAUUCACAAAUUAUUCAGGAUAGCCAAAUAUCUCAGGAAAAUUUGCAUGGUCAAAGUAUCAAGACGGCUGUUUCCGAAGGAGCUUUCAAACCGGUUGUGGCUACUGAAAACGAAAUAAAUGGUUCCACUUUGAGAAAUAACAGUGAUAAUAGUACAUCAAAACAUUGUAACGCUAUACCAAAUGAAAACGGCACAUCUUUGCCGUUUACCAAUGUUUCAACAACACCUAGUCAAAUUAUUACGAAUGUCGGUGGCUCGCAUCUUUACAACGGCCAUUACAACAAUGACCGCGAGAGCCCCACCACUAGAACCCAGCAAUAUGACUUUGUACCUAUUUCUGAAGGGUGCCACUCACCUCGAAAUUUUCAUUCAAAAUCACCACUGGGAUUUAACCAAAGAGGACAAAGUCCUUCAAAAAUUAAUAAACAAGUUGCAAUGGGUGGUUCACUGCAGACUUCACCAAUAUCACACAGCACGGCCGCCAGUCCAUUUGUAAGUCCCCGAAACACUCCAGUCCCUCGGUCUCGGCUCUGCCCUCGACCGAUACCGAAGCAUAAUGUUAGAAAACGGCGCAAUCAAUUAUCGCUGGGAAUGAACGACCCAUGUUCUAAGCAAUUUGCAAUACCGAACGACCAAAAAUUUAUUCCCAAAGGCCCCGUUUGUGACCCAGGUAAAUAUUGCCAACCGAUGUCCGCUCCGCCAUCACCCAACAUCACUACAUCGCAAUUUAAAAAUCAUGUCUAUCCAUGUAAUUCGGGUAUUCCAAAUGGUAACAAUAAUCUGAAUCUAAACUUCUUACCGAAUAGCCUAUUUCGGGACCACAUUAACGGUGACCAACCAUUGUCUGCCGAUCCGUUAUCGAGCGAAGUAAGUAAAUUUUUCCAAGACCCACUCGUUACUUACAGGCCUACACAGGACGCUUUUAGAUCUCAGUCCGUGCCCCUCAAACAGGGCUUAAGUAACAUGGGGUUGAUGAGUUAUAACAACACGCCGGUCGGAUCAGUCCCGCCGACCCCCGUACCCAACGAGUUCUGUGACUUUGGUUCCCUGGCUGACCCCUGCGACAUAACGAAUGCCGGCCUUAACCGGGAAACACUAGACAAAAUUUACAAUGCAAUAGAUAGUAGCAACGAUGUACUUAAUAGCGAUGCGACGCAAACACUUCUCAAUACCAAUGAUACGUUAAGUAACGGGUGCGACCCACUUCCGGGACAGCAGAUUAUAGCCGAUCAACUGACAUCUUUGAUCCCCAGUAGUGAUGAUUUAUUAGAUAGAAGUAAUCAUUUUAAUCAAACUUUUGUCAAUGAUGGCACCGGACCGGAUAAUGUUGAAGAUUUCCUCAAAAGACCCAACAGUAUUGAGUUUGAUUUAUCGGGUAUGAUAACGGACAGAAAUAAAUACUAUACGUCUCGUUCUGUGCCGAGCACUCCGUUACCGUCUAAACGUACUGCACCUAAUCUACAAAUCGAUUCACGUCGUUCGAGAGAAUUGUUUACGGCAGAAAGCUACCCCACAAUAUCUAACGGUAUUACUUCGAAGUCCGUUCCCUCUACUCCUCAGUUCGCAGAGGACCGAAGUGUUUUUAGUUACAGCAACAGAGACUUUCUUAUCAAUGGUAAUUCCGUGUGUGGUUCCGCUCAAGUUCACGAGAGCGUCGUGGACAGUGACCAAGCGCUAGCCUCGCCGCUCCACGACAUGCUACGAGAGGAUAUUCUGGCUGAUCCACUGACACCCGCUUUUAUGGCUGAUCUCGACAAAAUGGAAUCAUUCUGAGUCAUUUGUACAUAUUUAUUAUAUGGUUAUUUUUUCAUUUGUAUGGAUACCAAUAUAAAGGUUAUCUCUACAGAGUACAAUCUUUUUGCCUUCAGUGAAGGCAAUUACUAAUUUUUACACGCAUAUAUAUAUUUAGCCCGCACACUCAAACAUUGAGUAGACGCAAUAUUAAUCAGUGAUAGUGAUUAUACCGAAAGCUGUAACCUAUUUGAUAUCCUAAUAUAAAUUUGACUACCUUCAUUUUUCAGAAUUUAUGGUCUUUCUUACAAUUUGACAAAGAUUAUACGAUUUGUUUUAAAAUCUAUUUUAAUAUUAUGUUUGUUGCAUAUUGGUGCUAGUAUUAUAGCGAAUAUAGUAAAAACAACUCGUGUGAAAAUUUAGUUUGACUUGGUAAUAACACCACACUAAAAACUUGAUGGAAAUUGAAUAUAUGUAUAUCAUAAAAUUUUGACUACAUUUGUUAAAUGUGGACCAUAUUGUAUUACCGACGUUCAAUCAUCAUCUCCAUUUAUGUCAAUUAGCAGAAA
Messenger RNA from Manduca sexta (tobacco hornworm), 4701 nucleotides. RefSeq lists its product as uncharacterized. The transcript has 9 exons. The record is from RefSeq and is a predicted model, not a curated record. The coding region runs from base 152 to 4174 and encodes 1340 amino acids. Gene Ontology annotation, molecular function: RNA polymerase II cis-regulatory region sequence-specific DNA binding; DNA-binding transcription factor activity, RNA polymerase II-specific. Lineage: Eukaryota; Metazoa; Arthropoda; Insecta; Lepidoptera; Sphingidae. Gene Ontology annotation, biological process: regulation of transcription by RNA polymerase II.